UUUAUUUUUGUUCAACAACUCUCUAGGGGGAUUCAAACAUUAAACGAUUGGAGUAUCCCCCGGUCGGAAGAUUCGGUUGUUGUCAAGAUGUUUGCUUCACCACUACAGCAAGAAAACCGGUUCGGUCGUUCCGACCAUCGUUCAACGCACACUAGGGUGCCAGGCCGAAAAUACCUCAUCCAACUUGCUGUUGGCGUGUCAAGCAUUUUGCAGUCCAUUUCCAACCGUGACCGAACGAGGAAGACAUCGUCGUAAAGCGCUAUGGCCCCGAUUGUGUUGUAUAGUACGCGCCGUACGCCGGCCGGCAGAGCCGUGGAGCUGACCGCGAAGUUGCUCGGUUUGGAGCUAGACGUGCAGUACAUCGACCUCACGAAGAAGGAACAAUUGACGCCCGAAUUCCUGAAGAUGAAUCCAAUGCACACGGUCCCGACGGUCAACGAUAACGGUGUGCCACUGUACGACAGCCAUGCCAUCAUUAUCUACCUGGUGUCCAAGUACGGCAAGGACGACAGUCUCUACCCGAAGAACGAUCUGGUCAAGCAGGCGAACAUCAACGCGCUGCUUCACUUCGAAUCGGGCGUCCUGUUCGCUCGGUUGCGUUGGAUCUUGGAACCGGUAUUCUACUGGGGACAGACGGAGGUACCGCAGGAGAAGAUCGACUUGGUGCUGAAGGCCUACGAACUGCUGGAGGCCACCCUGACGAACGGUGGAUCGGAUUAUCUCGUCGGAAGCACGAUCACGCUGGCGGACGUCAGUGUUAGUACGUCACUGAGUACCCUGAAUGCCCUGUUCCCGGCCGACGCCACCAAGUACCCGUCGGUGGUGGCCUACCUGAAGCGCCUGGAGCAAACGUUGCCGAACUAUAAGGAGAUCAACACUGACCGUGCGAACGAAGCGCUUCAGCUGUAUAAUCAAAAACUGGGCAAGGCAUAAGCUUCACACUAUAAAACCUUGUUUUAAAGGGAAUUUCGGGCCAUUAAUAAAGAUAACACAUCUUGCA
Anopheles coustani is the source of this 1000-nucleotide messenger RNA. RefSeq names its product glutathione S-transferase 1-like. The record is from RefSeq and is a predicted model, not a curated record. The transcript has 2 exons. NCBI's taxonomy places the organism in Eukaryota, Metazoa, Arthropoda, Insecta, Diptera, Culicidae. Gene Ontology annotation, molecular function: glutathione transferase activity. Bases 262 to 933 code for a protein of 223 amino acids. Gene Ontology annotation, biological process: glutathione metabolic process.